CGCGCGCUGUAUGACUUCAUAGAAAUACAAGUCUUGUUACAAUCGCAUCAUCAUCUUCUCACUAAAGUGCCUUCGAUGCUUUCCUUCCUUCUCCUGCUACAUGUGGUCAAAUGAAGAUCGCUACGUCAUGGAUCGUACCUGACAUCACCACUUCCACAAGUACACAUCUAAGUACAUAAACAUGUCUGCAGUAGAUUUGAAAAAUAUACAACGCAAAACCACCAAUCUGAACAAGUCCCAAAAACCAUGGCAUCCCCAUUGACAAUAGUCGUCACCGGCUCCAACCGCGGAAUCGGCCAAGGCAUCAUCAACCUCCUAGCCAACACCCAACACCCGCAACCACUCCACAUCUACGCCACAUCCCGCGGCGGCGUAGACCUCAAAGUUCAAGCCAAAACCCCCAAUGAGAUACGCUACGCCAAACUUGACGUCUCAGACAAAUCAUCCAUAACCUCUUUUCUCAAAGCCGCGCUCAACGACAGCGGCAAAAUCGACGUCUUGAUCAACAACGCCGGCAUAAAUAACAACAACAACGAAACCCCCGAUGCCGCAGAACAAGUCAUCAAGGUGAACUAUCAUGGCACAAAACAAAUGUGCAGCCUCUUCCUCUCCGAAGGGAAAAUGUCCACCACCCCAAACGCCCGCAUAGUAAACGUCUCCAGCACUGCCUCCUCUCUAUCAAACUACCCCUCUUCUACUGCAUCUCGUUUCCGCUCCGCCACUUCUCUCUCAGAUGUCGACACUCUCGCCCAAGAAUACAUCGACUCCGUUAAAUCUUCAUCCCAAGAGUCCGCCGGGUUCGGCGCGCCCCCGAAAUCCUAUCAAGUCAGCAAAGCGCUGAUGAACGCGCUGACGGUCGUUCUAGCGCGGGAGAACGAGGGCGUGUUGGUAGAUUGCUGUUGUCCCGGUUGGGUGGAUAGUGAUAUGGGGAAUCAGAUUGGGAGACCGCCGAAGACGUUAGAGGAGGGGGCGAGGAUACCUGUAAGGCUGGGGAUUGGGCAGUUGGGGAGGGGUGGGGACAAAGACGGAGGGUUGGGCGAGAAAAGUGAGGCGGUUAGUGGACGGUAUUUUGGGAAUGAUGGGGUUACAGACCGGGGGUGGGGGAAGGUUAGGGAGUGGUAG
Messenger RNA from Alternaria rosae, 1122 nucleotides. RefSeq lists its product as uncharacterized. Gene Ontology annotation, cellular component: membrane. The transcript has a single exon. Bases 247 to 1122 code for a protein of 291 amino acids. NCBI's taxonomy places the organism in Eukaryota, Fungi, Ascomycota, Dothideomycetes, Pleosporales, Pleosporaceae. The record is from RefSeq and is a predicted model, not a curated record.